AUGUCCGACUGCGGGGUGGGGGUCGGGGUGGGGGUCGGGGUGGGGGGCUACAUCCGGACGGUGCUGGGCCAGCAGAUCCUGGGCCAGCUGGACAGCUCCAGCCUCGCCCUGCCCUCCGACGCGCGCCUCCGCCAGGCCGGCCGAGGACGCCCACCCGGACCCGCACCCGGCCCGGGACCCGGCCCGGGACCCGGCGGCGACCACCGAGCCAAGACCCUCCGCGUCCAGGAGCAGGUCCAGCUCACCCUGGCCAGGAGGGGCCGCAGCCACGCCAACCACGGGAAUCUGCAUCGGACUAGCAGUGUCCCAGAAUACGUCUACAACCUCGAUUGGGUAGAAAAUGACUUUGCUGUAGGAAACGCAGCUGGUGGCAAGAAUUACGACUUUAUAAAGGCAGGCACACCCGCCAACUCUGACAUUCGUUGGGGGAGAGGAGCCUCUCAGUACAAUACGUACAGGUCGGCGGAAGACAGGUUGGUAAGACAACCCCUGCGGAGACUGGAGCUGACCCCGGGGAGCAGCCCCGGGAAGGUUUACUACGCUCAAAGCGAGUAUUACUCCGGGCACAGGAACGCCCCGGGAACGCUCCCGCGGCCUCAAGAUAACAGGAGACCCCCCGUCCUCUUCCCUCCCCGCUAUGCCCGCUCGGAGAUCGUCAGCUUCCGUCACCCGCGGCCCGACCCCAGACGGCCCUGUUACGACACCUUCUCCCGGUGCCACGGGGCGGAGGUCGCCGUGGAUGGCGUGUUCGACAGCGUCCCCAACAGCCCCCUCGGGCUCGCCUACCCCGGGACCAGCCGGAGCAUGGGCAACCUGGUGGAGAAGGAGAACUACGUGUCGUCGGCCGGGGCCGGGGCGGGCCCCGUCAGACCGCCGGGCGUCUUCCAGACGGGCUUCCAGAACAGGUCCUCCUCCAGGUUCGCCUGGCACCAGAAUUCCGGCCACGACACCUGCACGCUCAGGGAAACGUCUUCCGGGUACUGCGCGGAGGCCGGCGGGAAGAGGAUGCACCUGACGGUGGGCCAGGCGGCCGCCGCGGGAGGCGGAAGCGGGAUGACCGAAAGGGUCGUGGGAAACGGGAAUGUGGACGGGAGGAUGACUCUGGAGCUGGCCGUGAGCAUGCUGGAUCCCGAGAGCGUCACACCCGCCAGGAUUUGUGCCGCGGCCACUUUCAUCCAGCACCAGUGCUUUCAGCAGGCGGAAGCCCGACACAAGGUUUCUCUACUCAAUGGCAUCCCCAAGCUGCUGCUGCUUCUAAAAGGGCCGAACGAAGACAUCCAGCGGGCAGUGUGUGGGGCACUGAGAAACCUGGUGUUUGAAGACAACGACAACAAGUUGGAAGUAGUUGAACUAAAUGGGAUCCCUCGCCUGCUCCUGGUUCUGAAGCAAACCCGAGACCUGGAAACCAAAAAGCAAAUCACAGGUUUGCUGUGGAAUUUGUCGUCCAACGACAGCCUGAAGAACAGUAUGAUUUCGGAGGCUUUGCAGACUCUAACAGACAACAUGAUCAUUCCUUUCUCGGGCUGGCCUGAAGGAGACUACCCUAAAGCAAGUGGGGUUCUGGACUAUGAUAUCUUCUACAAUGCCACAGGAUGUCUAAGAAACAUGAGCUCCGCUGGCCCCGAGGGAAGAAAAGAGAUGAGACGGUGCGAUGGGUUGAUUGAUUCUCUGGUGCAUUACGUCCGAGGAACCAUCGCCGAUUACCAACCGGAUGACAAGGCCACAGAGAACUGUGUUUGCAUUCUCCACAACCUGUCCUACCAACUGGAAACGGAACUCCCGGAGAAAUAUUCCCCGUACAUCUACGUGCGCAACCGGGAUACCCGGACGGACAACGACAAGAACGUCGGUUGCUUCGGAAGUCGCAGUAGGAAAGUGAAAGAGCAGUACGAGGAUAUGCCCCUGCCGGACGAAAAGAGCAAUCCCAAAGGCGUGGAAUGGCUGUGGCACUCCAUCGUGCUGAGGAUGUAUCUCUCCUUAAUCGCCAAAAGUUCAAGAAGCUACACGCAGGAAGCGUCUCUGGGAGCCCUGCAGAACCUCUCGGCGGGGUGUGGACCGCUGCCAUCUGCUGUGGCCCAGAAUAUCGUCCAGAAGGAAAACGGCCUUCAGCACGCCCGAAAAAUGCUGCACGUGAGCGACCUGACCGUGAAGAAGACGGCAGUCUCGUUGCUGAGGAAUUUGUCGCGUCACCUGACUUUGCAGAAUGCCAUCGCCAAAGAAACCUUACCUGAUUUGGUCUCCAUAAUCCCUGCCACGGUCCCCGAUUCUGAUCUGCUCAGAGAGAUCACAGCUUCUGCCUGCUACACCUUGAACAAUCUGACCCAAAACAGCCUCCAAAACGCCCGAGACCUUCUGCACACUGGGGGCCUCCCUAAGAUUUUAAACAUCAGCAUCGGCGACAGCUAUUCCCCCAACAGAGCCAGUAAAGCUGCCUCGUUACUCCUGUAUUCUCUCUGGUCGCACACCGAGCUUCACGGCGCCUACAAGAAGGCUCAAUUUAAGAAGACGGAUUUCAUCAACAGUCGAACGUCCAAAGCGUACCACUCCCUCAAAGACUGAGGAAGAUGAAACAUGAUAUUCAAGGGAGCCCCUGCCUGAUUUCCGUCUCGUGUGGCAUCUUCGAUACCGAGUCUGUCGAUUGCAAAAAUGACCCCGGAAAAAUGAGAGGCUAGCUUUCUGAUGCAGCCUAGAUCACUGGAAAACCAUCCUCUCCCUUUGCCUUUCCACAACUAAACUAUUCCCCCAAGAAGAAAGUAACCAGAAAACAGAAUAUUGGGAAGCUCGCCUCUUCACGGCAAUAGAUCCCGAUGCCACAUGCCAACUUUGAACGAAGAACGGCAUUACAGUGGCAUUUCCCCAAUUGUUACUAAAACUCCACUGAAGAGGAAUUCCUGGACAUUUUCCCCUGGAAAAGGGAACAGAGAUGGGAUAUCAUACACGUGGUCACCAGGGAGACAAAGAAAGGAAAUUUCUCAGGAUGAAUUUUUCAAAGUCUGAAUUACCAUUUUGAAUUCCACUUCCAUUUCCCACCUCCUGCCUCCUCCCUGCAUGGUUCGGUGCUAUUAUAGCAAAGGUAGCUUGCUCGUUCUCGACGGUGUCACAGAGUGAGCGUGAAAAUCGCAAAAAAUAAAAAAAAAUCUUGGCCGGCAACCAGGGGAGGAAGAAAUCUGCAAAAAAGAGCCUUAGACAUAGCGUAUGAGAUAAUGUAAUUAAAGAGACAGUCAGGGCUACGCAUGGGGUAGGAUAGAUUCCACAAUGAAAAAGGAGUCGAAAGGAGGAUGGAAAAUUUCAAAAUCCCCGGAGGCAGAGAAAGGCAACUGUGAUGACAAGAUUUGAUGUUUCUAAGAGUCAGUUGAACAGGCAGGGUUAUCGCUCUUAGACUUUUGGUUUAAUUAUCAAUUAAGAGUACACAGGGGCUUAUUCAGCCCUUUUUAUGAAAAUCUGAAUGCAGUGAUAUCUGGUAGUCUAUGCAAUUGAUUAUCUACGAGCUAUCCCGUGUGCCAACCCAGUAGGAAGGGGAAAAGCCGAUUCUCCCUAGGAGAGCGUUGGCGGGGGUGUAGAGAUCAGGGAAAUCAGUCAAUCAAUCAGCAUUAUUUAUUGAGCGCUUUCUGUGUGCAGGUCACUGUACUAAGUGCUUGGGAGAGGAUAGUACAGCAGAAUUGGCAGACGUGGUCCUGGCCCACCUCGACUCGAUAGAAGGACCAGGAUAGGAACUAGGAAUGCUUAGCUGUUUCUUACCUAGUUGCCACCUCGUUGGCCACUAGCCCAGUUUUGCCCAACACUGCCAAGGCCAGCCUGCGACAUCGUCCUAGGGUUUUGAAAUUAAAGGGAAACCAGAGGAUGUGAAGAUAACCUCGAAACAGAAAUAGCGGAGAUGAGAGAAGUGGUGAAAUGGUGGAUUUCGUGGUUUGGGUUUUGGUGUUUCAUGUAAUGAAAUGUCAGAUUUCUGCUUUGAAAUAAGAUGUUAAUGCCAGGGCGGGCCUGCUUCAGGGCCUGCUUCAGGGUCACUCCGUGCAAAAGAAUACAUCUGAGUGGAAACGCUAACUCUAAUGAAGCCUAGCCUAUUCUGAUCUUUGUUAUCUCUUGCAUAAAAACAUCAGUUUCUAGGCUGGUAUCCUAGAGGCCUGUACUGUAUUUUUGGUACAAUCAGAGGUCAGUAAUAAAGUUGGAGGGGAACAGGUCAGCUGCUUUGGAUCUAGGACAAGAUGAAGGAGGAAAACUGCCUGCUUCCUUCGUCAGAAGCCAUUCCCCUCUGGCUUGUCGACGGUUCGGUGCGACUUGGUGAACUAACUACCCUUGUGCUUAGAACAGUGCCUGACACCUAGUACGCGCUUAACAGCUACCGUAAUAAUGAUGAUAAUAAUGUUGGACUAAAAUGAUUAAAUUCUCCUAAGUGCUUUUACCAGAUAAUAUUCAAAAAAAUCUCCCAUUUGGGAAGUGUAUACCACUAAAUAGAAUGUAUGUGUGUUAAGGAAUUGAGAGUUUGGGACUAAAUUUAUUAGAUUCUUAUGCCAGAUAAAAUUAUUAAACUCUUGUAAGUGCUUGUCCCAGAUAACAGUCAAAGAAAUCUCCCAGGUGGGAAAUGUACACCGCUAAAUGCAAUGUAUGUGUAUAAAGGGGUCUGGAGUUUUGGUUUGUGCUCCAUAAUUUCCGCAGAUGAUUGAUGCUUCAGUUUUUUCUUUCUUUUCUUUUGAAUUUCCCUUCUUGAGAUUCUAAUGGUCUAACAAACAGCCAAGGAAACCUUGAAAUGGCUCUCGUUAGUAUUUGGUUGCCAGCACUGCACACGUGUACUUUGGCUCACUAGAUAAACUUGUACUUUGUUUACUGCGGGGCAAUAUGACUGAGGUGAUAUUUGGGAAUUUUGUAAAGUUACCUUUGAAUUAC
Molecule: messenger RNA, 4884 nt
Organism: Ornithorhynchus anatinus (platypus)
Lineage: Eukaryota; Metazoa; Chordata; Mammalia; Monotremata; Ornithorhynchidae
Gene: PKP2
Product: plakophilin 2
Exons: 13
Coding region: 1-2559 (852 amino acids)
Biological process (GO): protein localization to plasma membrane; desmosome organization; intermediate filament bundle assembly
Cellular component (GO): intercalated disc; cytoplasm; intermediate filament
Molecular function (GO): cadherin binding; protein kinase C binding; alpha-catenin binding
Source: RefSeq, a predicted model, not a curated record